This is a messenger RNA of Lineus longissimus, 3435 nucleotides long. Its product is annotated as P2R1A-PPP2R2A-interacting phosphatase regulator 1-like. The record is from RefSeq and is a predicted model, not a curated record. The transcript has 9 exons. Gene Ontology annotation, molecular function: protein serine/threonine phosphatase inhibitor activity. NCBI's taxonomy places the organism in Eukaryota, Metazoa, Nemertea, Pilidiophora, Heteronemertea, Lineidae. Bases 215 to 1429 code for a protein of 404 amino acids.
AGUAGAAACAAAAUUAUUCCAUUUUGUCAAAUUAUCACGUCAAAACUCACGAAAUAAAUGCCAAAAGCGACGUUUUCAAAGCAUGAAUUAAAUUGCUAUCGUGACUUUGUAAUCAACAGAAUCUUAAACUGCAAUUGAAUCCUUCACGACUAAAAACACUGACGAUAUUCUGCCGAGUCUGAAGAGGAGCUAUGAAUCGUCCAUUCAUGAAAUAAUGGAGGGGUCGUUCCCAAUGGCCAGUAGCCAGAUGGAGGUCGAUCUACCAUCAACGUCUGGCUCUGGUACCAAUCUUAAACGCUCCAACAGUGCCCCAAUGAUAAAUGCCUUGCCACCAAAUACACCAACGGAAGCCGUUCCAGAAACAAAUCGGUCUCACACACCACCUCUUAGUCUCUGUAUACAACAACCUCGUCCCCUUGACUCAACCAGAGUUCGUCGCUUCAGCUCAAGCAGUGUCGCACUGACAUCAAUUAAUAUCAGUACUUCAGCUCCACUUAAUACUACACCAAUCAAAAUUCCAUCAAGAUUACAUCAAAUCAAGAAUGAGGAGAAACUUAAUAUAAUAGUGAACCGAGAAGCUGCCCAUGAGAAAGAAGUGCAAUCCGCCAUGCAGAUAUCCAGUUCCUGGGAUGAAUUUCACUUGGAUGACAACAAUCAAGAUGCCGACCCAGUUCAUCAACAACCCCUAGAUGGCACUGUGGGCAACAUGCACAACGCCCCUCAACACGGAGCAAGUCAUAUACAGAGUAAUGUACAUAGUCUGAGUAAUGUACAGGACAUGCCGAUGUCCAUGAACAUGGAAGCGAGUUGUAGCAACUCGUUAGGGCCGGCCAUGAAGAGGCAACGUUCGUACAGUGAAAGCCUCCAUGUGUUUCCUUCACUGUUCCCACUGUCGGGGUCCCCGUCACCAACCAGAGUCGGGAAGCAAUGUUAUUCACCCUCAAUGCAACAGCCAGUGAGGAACUCAACCCUUACACCAAGUCCAAGUCCUAGUCCUACCAGAAAAACAUUUGCUAGAAGUUUGAGUCCGAUCGCCAUGAAACCAAGUACUCUCGGCAUGAAAAGAAAACUAGAUUGUGAUAAUGAUGGCUUCAGUAGUUACAUGAGCCCGCCAAAGAGAUUCAGUACUGGAGCAAGCACUCCAGACAGGCAGAGUGCACCACAUCCCCUCACACACAGUAUAUCAUCGAGUAGUUUAGAAGAUAAUAGCAGCCCAGAACAAUUGGUGCCACGCGGGGCCACAACAACUUGCACAAUCGGCAAUAUGCAGACUCAUCGCUCACCGUGUUAUACUUUCACACCAGUCUCGGUCACCGAGGGGAAUGAUAAUGUCGUCAUGACGGACUCAGAAACAUCAGAGAUCACAGAUAUAAGUGACAGUUCUAUGUCACAUAUGCAGAUGUCGCCAGUCAGGCACGGGCAUACGUGAUAAAUGGAUGAAAUAUUGCAUGAUAAUUUAAAAGAAUUUAACCUCUGUUGCCUGAGAAUAUGACUUUAUGGGUGAUAUGACCAUCUUUGAGAUAGUCAGACAGGAAUUGGUCAGCGGCAAACCACAGGUGUCAAAAGAGGCUGAAAACAGGGCAUGUGCUGUUGGCAGCGGCAGGGUAUGUGUAUUAUUAGGGGUAGUGAGUGGUUCUAAUGCAAUCAGUUGUAUGGUCAGUUGGUGUGAUUUGUCGGCCGGUAUUUUCUCCUUUUGUUGGUUCAAAAUGAGAAAUUCUUGUCCUUCGACGAGUGGAAGGAAAUUGAGCUGGGCAUUUAGAAGUAUCCAUCCUUGCACCUUGGGUGAGGUUGUUUCGGGUAGGACAAUGUGGCUGUUAGUGUACAUGUAGUCUAGUGCACAAUGUCUUAACCAGAUUGUCAUCGUGUAUAAAUGUAGCUGGAGGUCAACAAAAGAAGUCUGAUCAAGUAAUCCAAACAUUUUCAUGCCCAUUUUUUUCCGCGGUUACAUGGCAUUGCAACUUCGGUUACUUUAAUUUCAUAUUUCAUAUUGACGUCAUCACCUUUAUAGAGUUGAUGCCGUGUAUGACUGAUGUGUUGCUUGAGGUUUUGAUGGCAAAUCCAUGCAUGGGGAGAGCAUGACGUGUGGUGUGACGUCACAUGAAGAGCCUCCAUGUAGAUAAUGACUGAGAGGAGUUGGUGGUAAUCAUCUUUUCCUUCCCUACUCAACGAGCACAAAACUUGAAGAAUAUAAUUACCCAGACUGAAGUGCAUUUUGAUAUUGUAGACACACCAAAACAUAUUUUGUAUAUAUUUUUGCAGAUUUGCAUUUUACAAGUAGAUGUUGUAUGAUUUAUAGAUAUUAAGCCAGUUUUUCAGUGUGUGACAUAAUUUUACCCGAAAAUCCAAGUAUUGGUGUGAAGUCAUGACUUUGUGACAAACUUGUAAGAUCUGAAUAAUAUACCUACCUGUUCACCACUUCCCUGUGAGGAAAGUCGCCCUUCAAAUCUGAGUUAGUGGUUUCACUAAAAACAGUUUGAUUUUGGUAAAGAAUCAAAUUUUGAGAAUUUUUCAUUGACUUGUCCAUGUUUAUGCUUGGUUGAAUAUUUUGUUUAAACCUUUGUUGAUAUUUCUGUAGUUUACAAUGAAGACGAUAUAUCAAUAGACAUAUGGGCAAUUGUGUACGAAGCAAGUUUUCUUGUCGUAAGAUUGUAGUGUAAGGUCAACAGUACAUUAUCACUCUGAACGUGAUUUAGUUCAAGAGAAAUACAUGUAUCGUAACUUGAGUGGAACUAUCCUGUGAUUGCAAUGUUACAAAUGUAUGUAGGCUAUUUGGUAACUCUUGUAUAGGAAGUAUCCGAGAGUAAGACACGUGUGAAGGACGCUGUCCUAUAACCUUGAGGAAAAGUAACGAACUUCAUGUAUUUGCUAUGACGUGUAUUUUGACUUGCCCGUAGGCCUAAUCCCUUUUUGCAUAAGUAUUUUGGUAAAACUCUUGUUGAUCUCUUGUGCCAUAAGUUUUCAUAUAGUGUGUUUACAUGUAUCUGUUGUGGCAAUCUGGACUGGCUGUCAAUUGUAUCUUGAUAUGUCGUUGUGAGGUGACAAGAUAAGAUGAGGAAACGUUAUUCUCCACAGGCUCUGGGUUAGUCGCUCAAACAAGUCACAAUUCUAAUAUCUUCGAAGGGCUCUCAGCUCAGCCUUUUUGUUCAAAGUAAGUCGGGUCACUACUCUUUGUUCAGACUUUGGGACUCUCUCAGCAGUGUUACAUUAUCCUGGCAUUUUCCUGCAUGCAGAAUCUUUAAAACCUAGAGACCUGGAUCCAACACUAUGCUGUAUGGCAGUUGUGACAAAGCUAACCUGGGUGUGCAGGACUGGGGCAAGUUAUGUUUGUGCCCUCGUCGUCCGAUGUUGUAAGUGUAGAUUCCAGUUGGAGUUAUUUAUAUUGUGUACAGUUGUAAAUAAUGUCCAUAAGUAAUAAAUAUAUAUGAAUUUACAUCC